Choloepus didactylus (southern two-toed sloth) is the source of this 979-nucleotide messenger RNA. It is a transcript of the gene PPIL3, whose product is annotated as peptidylprolyl isomerase like 3. The coding region runs from base 202 to 687 and encodes 161 amino acids. Lineage: Eukaryota; Metazoa; Chordata; Mammalia; Pilosa; Megalonychidae. The record is from RefSeq and is a predicted model, not a curated record. The transcript has 7 exons. Gene Ontology annotation, cellular component: catalytic step 2 spliceosome. Gene Ontology annotation, molecular function: peptidyl-prolyl cis-trans isomerase activity. Gene Ontology annotation, biological process: protein folding; protein peptidyl-prolyl isomerization.
GGACCCGCUCUCAACUUCCGGUGCCCAAAAGAAACUCUGACUUUGAGCCGACUGACCCGUGCGGGCACGUGCGAUUGUAUCUUUUCUGUUUUAUGCAACAACUGUGCUAAUUGCAGUAGUGAAAGACUCGUUUUCGAGCUUUUCUCUGGAGGACUCUGAGAAAUUAAGUAACAGUGCUUCCUGAAACCAUCAAGAAAAAGAAUGUCUGUAACACUGCAUACAGAUGUAGGUGAUAUUAAGAUAGAAGUGUUCUGUGAGAGGACACCUAAAACAUGUGAAAAUUUCUUGGCUCUUUGUGCCAGUAAUUACUACAAUGGCUGUAUAUUUCAUAGAAAUAUCAAGGGAUUCAUGGUUCAAACAGGAGAUCCAACAGGUACUGGAAGAGGAGGUAACAGUAUCUGGAGCAAGAAGUUUGAGGAUGAAUACAGUGAAUAUCUUAAGCACAGUGUUAGAGGUGUUGUAUCCAUGGCUAAUAAUGGCCCAAACACCAAUGGAUCGCAAUUCUUCAUCACCUAUGGCAAGCAACCACAUUUGGACAUGAAGUACACAGUAUUUGGAAAAGUAAUAGAUGGUCUAGAGACUCUAGAUGAAUUGGAGAAGUUACCAGUAAAUGAGAAGACGUACCGACCUCUUAAUGAUGUACACAUCAAGGACAUAACUAUUCAUGCCAAUCCGUUUGCUCAGUAGCUAAUAAUAGACCUGGACAAAUACUUGGCAAGCUCUUCAUGGAACACACUUACUGUGGUUUACCCAGUUUUAAUUAUGUCAGAGAUUGCAUGAUCCUUCUACUUGUUUACAGCUAAGUUCUUCUAUGAGUUGGUGGAACCAAACAAACCAAAAGCUGGAGAUAAGCAGCUUUUAUUCCCACUCUUAUGAACAUAUUCUUACUGUAACUAUUAUCCAAUGUAUUUCUUUAAUUUUAAUAUAAAAAAACUUCAUUUAAUUUUUGUUAUAAAUAAACAUUGUAUUUUUAACUGCU